Molecule: messenger RNA, 4009 nt
Organism: Melanotaenia boesemani (Boeseman's rainbowfish)
Lineage: Eukaryota; Metazoa; Chordata; Actinopteri; Atheriniformes; Melanotaeniidae
Gene: mapk1
Product: mitogen-activated protein kinase 1
Exons: 9
Coding region: 230-1339 (369 amino acids)
Biological process (GO): intracellular signal transduction; protein phosphorylation
Cellular component (GO): cytoplasm; nucleus
Molecular function (GO): MAP kinase activity; ATP binding
Source: RefSeq, a predicted model, not a curated record
CAGCGGCUGUUCGCUCCUGCCUGCCUCCCUGCGACAGCUCAGCAGUGGUGUGGUCGGUCUGAACGCAAGUAAACGGAAAGAAAAACACUCCACGCGUAGAGAAGGCCUCUGCCCCACUCUCAGUCUUCUUCCAGUCACAGCGGCGACGGAUAAUAACACAAACAUACAAUUUUAGGACCGAUUUGCGCUCUUUUUUUAUCCGAUAGCCUUGUAGAAAGCAAGUUUCAUAAUGGCGACAGCUGCGGUGUCUGCCCCUGCUGGCUGCGGCCCCAGCCCCGGACCGGGAACGGAGCUGGUCCGUGGGCAGGCCUUCGACGUCGGGCCUCGGUACACCAACCUCUCUUACAUCGGGGAGGGUGCCUAUGGGAUGGUGUGUUCUGCCUAUGAUCGGGACAACAAGAUCCGUGUGGCCAUUAAAAAGAUCAGCCCCUUUGAGCACCAGACCUACUGCCAACGCACCCUGAGGGAGAUUAAAAUCCUUCUGCGCUUCAAGCAUGAGAACAUCAUCGGCAUCAACGACAUUAUCCGCGCACCAGCCAUCGAUCAGAUGAGGGAUGUCUAUAUUGUCCAGGAUCUUAUGGAAACAGACCUGUACAAACUCCUGAAGACCCAGCACCUGAGCAACGACCACAUCUGCUACUUCCUCUACCAGAUCCUACGAGGGCUCAAGUACAUCCACUCCGCCAACGUCCUGCACCGCGACCUGAAGCCCUCCAACCUUCUGCUCAACACCACCUGUGAUCUCAAGAUCUGCGAUUUCGGUUUGGCCCGUGUGGCCGAUCCCGACCACGAUCACACUGGUUUUCUUACAGAGUACGUGGCUACACGUUGGUACCGGGCUCCAGAAAUUAUGCUCAACUCCAAGGGCUAUACCAAGUCCAUAGACAUUUGGUCGGUGGGUUGCAUUCUGGCUGAGAUGCUGUCCAACAGGCCAAUCUUCCCUGGGAAGCACUACUUGGAUCAGCUUAACCACAUUUUGGGAGUCCUGGGCUCUCCUUCUCAGGAGGACCUCAACUGCAUCAUCAAUAUUAAGGCCAGGAACUACCUUUUGUCCCUGCCUUUGCGCUGCAAAGUGCCGUGGAACCGCCUCUUCCCAAAUGCCGAUCCAAAAGCUCUGGACCUGCUGGACAAGAUGUUGACGUUUAACCCUCACAAGAGGAUCGAGGUGGAGGAGGCUCUGGCACACCCCUACCUGGAACAAUACUACGACCCUUCAGAUGAGCCUGUUGCUGAAGCUCCCUUCAAAUUUGAAAUGGAGCUUGAUGACCUACCCAAAGAGACGCUGAAGGAUCUCAUCUUUAAAGAAACUGCACGUUUCCAGCCUGACUUUAGGCCCUAACACCACACACAGAUGACUCUGGACAGGCUUCUGCAUCGCCAUUGCUCCUCCCUGCCUCCACACUGUUGCUGUGAUUUAUUUGGUUUUGUUUUGUAUUCGCCUCUCCUGUUGUCCCCAUCACCUGGAUUCCUUGGGUCUCUCUCAUCAAGUCCACUUUGCUCAGGAACGGCGUCAGGAAUCAAUCCGUCAUCCUCCGUCUCUCCUCCUUUCUCUCCUCAGAGGGAGGGGGUGAGGUAAAGGGAAAGGGUGGGGGGAGUCACAUCACAGCUUAGUUUGGAGGUAAUUUUGUGUUUUGAAGCCAAGAUAAACAGUUUUUUCUGUGUUUGUGUCUCAAAGGCUUUUGGCUCUUACGAUUCAAGACCUUUCCGUGUCCGUUGAAUGACGGUGAUACACUAGCUGUUGUGUUUUUGGGUGCAGCUGCUUCGCACAAACGGUUAACUUCUGAGAAUCAUGCAUCAUUAAAAGGAAAAAGGUCUUUUGAAUUUUCUAACCUUUGCGACGAUGUUACAAGGGAUGUGUGUAGUUUCUCUUUAGGAAAAAACCCAAAUUAAAUCACUUGAUUUAUGCAAUGUAAUCACAGAACGAACCAGACCUUUUCUGGACACAAGCCAUCACUAGGUGUCGAUGAGGAUCUUUUUAUUUAUCCAGCCCUGAAUUUUAAAACUUACUCUCACAGAAAGCCCAGAUGCAAGUAUAUACCUGCAUAUAUAAAUAUAUUUAAAGCUUGAAGAGUCUUAAGAUAUUUUAAUGUUUAAGAAUGAUGAUAGAAAGUGAUUGAUGAAUUUAUAUCCUUUUUUUUUAUUUUUAAUAAACAUUUUAAGAAAGCCCACUUUCUUUUCUCCCUGGCUUUAGUAAAACAAAGUGCAGAGAUGUGUAUUUUGAUUAAAACUUCUGCCUUAGCCAUGAGAAAAUCCAGUAAAACUUUAUUUCACGCAAGUUUCUAUGUAUAGGAGGAUAUUUUUUGUAUUUGUGGGGAAAAUUUACACUCGUCAAGGCAGGAAUUCAGUUUUCACACAGAACUCGUCUUGCUGUGCCUCCCUCUGUUUUGCGAUUUCUGUCGUCGUCUUCGGUGUCAGUCGAUCUUUCUCGCCUUGUUAGAAUAAAACUGUGCCCUUUGCAUGACUGUUAUAAGCUCUGUAUACAAAGACGAUGAUGUUAAGUGCCACACAAGCCGGGCAGAUCCGUUGGGAGAGCGCCCAGGCUCUUUCUGUUCUACCCUUCAUGGUGUAUCACUCUUUCCAGACAUGGUGCUUUUGGUCUUUUUCUUUUCAUGCCUAGCAUCCUCUCUGUCUAAUUACUUUUAUUAUUCCCCUCUCCAUUCAACAGAUUUCAGUCUCCACAUUGCCAAACUGUCUGCAUGGUUAGACAUUUUGUGGGUUUAAAAAGACAAAAACCACAAAGUGUUUCUUUUACAUUAUGCUCCGAUGUUAAGUCAUUCUUUGGUCAUUUUUCUUUAAAUUGCACAUUUAAAUGCUGGUAACAGUUGGUAGCUUCUGUACAGACAGACAGCUCCAGUAAAACUAAGCAAACAUGCAUAAUUUCAGCAGAGGUCAAGACUGUCUCUCACUGCUGUCUUGAUUGAAGACUGUUAAAUUUAAAGUUUUUAUUUUAAAGAAAUUUAAACAAUGAUGCAUGUGGAUUAGCAAAUGUUCUUGAGGAUAUAUAUAUAUAUAUAAUAAAAACAAGGAGGCUUCAGUCGGCUACCAUGUCAUUUGAUGUGAGCAGCACUGCGUCCAACAGCUGUCGUUUCAGUUUGUUCAAAAAGAGCCUCAAACAUGUUCGGUGUCGUGGUGCACCGGGCUUUGGGUCCAGCUGCAUCGCUGCGACUUCAGAUGGAAAACAAGAACGUUCCAAGUAAAAUGGAGUGCUGUUAUUUACUAGACCUCGUUAGUACUUAAAUCUUAAAAUCGAGAUUUUAAAUGAGGAAUGAGGCAUCUUCAGAGGUAUUGGUAUAUUAAAACCAAUGCACCGAGUCUUGUUCAGAAACAAAUAAUGAAAUCCAGCUUUAAGCUCUUUGAUUUUUAAGUAAAAUUUGAGACACAUCGGAGUUGCUCUGAGAAAUUAAAUCAUAAUACGGAGCCAAAGACCCGCUUUACUAUAUUUGUCUUCUGCUCUGAUUUAACUAACAUUAACUGAGGUGAAGUAUUCAUCCACUGCAACUCUUUUUUUUUUUUUUUUCCUUUUUUAAAUGUUGGAUGCUGAUUGAACAUCACUCGUGGGUUGUCUCUUUUCAAAUCAACCUUGAAUAAGAUGGCGUCUCCUUUGGGAAAUUUGUGCUAUCUUGCAAAAAAAAAAAAAAAAGCAACAAAAAUGUAGUUCAGAUUAUUUUAAAAUAAAAAAUGUAGAUUAUUUUUUGUCAGGGGUUUUAACAGCGGGGAGUCCUCACUCGGCCACUUCAAGAGAGGCCAGCUCGACGCCUCGCCUUUGGAAGCGCAACGCGAUGCCACUGGGUAGAAUGGAAGCGUUGAAAUAAAAGAUCCCUGGAGAAGAAAGAUGUAUCUUAGAGAGGACGCUAAAGCUCUGCUGAAAUGCACUCAAGCCAUAAUCGGUCAGCCUGUUGCACCUCUGACCACACCCAACUGUGAUGUCACAGUGUACCGACACACCCUCGGGAACACUUCUGCAUCACAGCAGCCACGUGAGACGCUAAACCACGGCAGGUCAACAAAA